Messenger RNA from Aspergillus nomiae NRRL 13137, 996 nucleotides. RefSeq names its product ankyrin repeat domain-containing protein. Gene Ontology annotation, molecular function: protein binding. The transcript is spliced from 2 exons. Bases 1 to 996 code for a protein of 331 amino acids. NCBI's taxonomy places the organism in Eukaryota, Fungi, Ascomycota, Eurotiomycetes, Eurotiales, Aspergillaceae. The record is from RefSeq and is a predicted model, not a curated record.
AUGGGCCCCCCUCACGAGGAGAUACUAGCCCUCAAAAGACGCAGGGAGCAAAACCGCCUUGCACAACGACGUCGCCGUGAUAAUGUUCGACGGCGGCUGAGAGACCUGGGCCUCGACACUAACAGUCCGCUCUCUCCCAGUCCAAUGUCAAAAGACCGUACAGUCACACUAAAUUCUCACCAGAGCGCCAGAUCAACCAACUCGUUAUCGUUUGAGAUCCCCAUUGCUGACACGGACAUGUCGCCAUAUGAUGCGUCUUUGAAAAGCCUGGUACGAUUGGACAGCCAAAUUCCACUGACUGAAGUCUCAUUGCCGGCAUAUGCCUUGUCUUUCUCAUCAUCUGCGGGCCCACUAUCAGGUUCUACAUCUGCCAGUCAGCGCACAUACGAUGAUUCAACAGAUCCUACUUGGGUACAGACUUUCUAUGAUACAUCACUACCCACGAUUUCCUUUGAUGGCAGUAACACGCCACCCCGUGAGGCUCAAAUCCCAAUCACCGACGACAACAAUCUCCCUCGAGCGUCAAACCUACGGAGUAUGAGGUCUAGCUUAAAUGACACAUCGCCCAGAGCCUGCACGUUACCCUCGUCCACAGAUGGUGACCAGAUGAGUUCACCAGGCCUUCCAUCUUAUCAAGUCCCACAACAUUGCAGAACGCCAUUUCCGCCACAGGUACAUCCGCGAUGGACCACGGCGCUACAUAUGGCAGUCUCGAGGGGCAAUUUCGCGGUGAUGCGACUUCUCCUGGGCCAUGGAGCGGACCCCAACGCAGUCAACAGCGAAGGAGCUACGGCUCUCCAUGUCGGAGUCAUAAAUGGCAAUUACACGAUGGUGGCUGAGCUCCUCCAACGGGGGGCUGAUCCCACCCUCACCAAUGCGGCAGGCUGGCUUCCACUGCACCUCGCGGUUCAUGCGGGCGAUGAGGGUUGUGUACGAGUGUUACUUGAGGCCGACCAGCCUGUUGACUAUCCCAUAUCCAAUUUCGAGUACCCUUGA